AUGGACACAACAGUGGAUGUUAAAUUGAUUGGGAAGUUGAUCCAUGCCGGAUGCAAGCAUCACCAUUGUCGCAAGCAUGCCAAGGAACAGAUAUCUGAGUCCACUCAACCACCAACCACCACGCCCAAGGUCGUCGGGGAAUGGCCUCCAGAGUUCUUGCACUGUGGGAUUUGGCCACCACUGCAAGAGCCCUCUGAGUCGGAAUCUGAGAUCAACAUACCCGCCAGACCCAAAAUCAAGACAACGAAGCGGAAAGGCCCGGUCAGAGUCUAUCCGGACAAUAUACCAGACAUUGACGGAGGUGGCAGCAACGACAGUGAGUCUGGGACGGAUGUAUCAGACUACGAUGACAAUGACGACAAGGCUGCCACCCCUGCAGAACCAUUAACGGUAGGUUCGACGGAGCUCUCGGACGCGAUAGACACGUUGAAAAUCAGCACAGAAGGUGCCGAUAAAGAUGGAGAUCCAAAUGGAAACGACAAGAGAAUGACUAACGUCAUCCAUGCUCUAGUCAAGGCUCCAUACUCGGUGCUCAAGCUUGUCGCCAGGCACAGCAACGGCGACGGAAGCCCUCGGAGGGGAAAUACUGACACCAGCAAAUCCCCACGGAACAAGCUUUUUGACCAAGAGGUCGUCGCCGAGGGUCGAGCCCGUGUGGAAAUCGCCGACUAUUUGGACAGCUUGAUUGACCAUGGUGACUACGAAGAAGGCUAUGGCUGUGUGUGGCCUCUUGAAGAAUACCGUCGGUCGGGAUGGGCGCAGGAGAUGGUCGCCGCGUACCCGGUGGAGAGCGCCGAGUUUGUACGCAAGGUGCAUCAGGAGUGCCACCGGCGAAACGAAAAUGGACCCGAGCCAGAUUGUCUAUGA
This is a messenger RNA of Fonsecaea multimorphosa CBS 102226, 867 nucleotides long. RefSeq lists its product as uncharacterized. The record is from RefSeq and is a predicted model, not a curated record. The transcript has 2 exons. Bases 1 to 867 code for a protein of 288 amino acids. Lineage: Eukaryota; Fungi; Ascomycota; Eurotiomycetes; Chaetothyriales; Herpotrichiellaceae.